This is a messenger RNA of Paramacrobiotus metropolitanus, 3334 nucleotides long. RefSeq names its product calcium-transporting ATPase sarcoplasmic/endoplasmic reticulum type-like. Gene Ontology annotation, molecular function: ATP hydrolysis activity; P-type calcium transporter activity; ATP binding. The record is from RefSeq and is a predicted model, not a curated record. Gene Ontology annotation, cellular component: membrane. The transcript is spliced from 13 exons. Bases 191 to 2926 code for a protein of 911 amino acids. Gene Ontology annotation, biological process: intracellular calcium ion homeostasis; calcium ion transmembrane transport. Lineage: Eukaryota; Metazoa; Tardigrada; Eutardigrada; Parachela; Macrobiotidae.
GUGGCUUUUUCCAACUUCCUGGUUCGUGACUCCAAGAAUCAAAGAAGACGAGUGUGGAAGUAGUGACUUCGAGGGAAUCGCUUUUCCUGCAAAAGAUUUUCUGUUUAAUUGCACCGAGCGCGAAUCGCUGCAUUACAUAAUUCACUUUUCUUGUUGAAAGGCUGGUGUGAGGAGAUCUGAAGAAGCAAAAAUGUGUAGAAUUCUUACGAAGCGUCGUCUGGACUACUACGCCAAUCCUCUUUACGACAAAGUUCCCUUGUUCAAAGAAGGAGAUGUAGUCUGGGUUUAUGAAAAGCCACCAUGUACCUCUUUGUGGCUGGUGUAUGAAGCAAAGAUCAAGGCCCGACUGGCGCAGCUAAUGCCGCAGUAUGACAACUGUCUGCGAAUGGGAGCGGAGAUUCCUGUCUACGAUGUGGAUUUUCAGUGGACAGUGGUGGAAGAGGAGCAACCGGACGAUGACGAUGUACAAGUGGUGGAACAGCGAUUUGUCAACCGAUUCUUUGAGCAGCACAUCUACGACCCGAAACGACUGACCGCCGAGGAAAUGUUCUGUCACGUGGGCAUGAACAAUCAGAACGUUCUAUACAGUCAUACGGGCGGCGGAUUGGACCUGCAUGAGUUUGUGAUCUCGGAGUCGGCGUACGAAAAUGAACCUGUUGGAGAGAUUAAGGACAACACUGGACGCCGCGUGAAGGGAACGGGAUAUGAGAAUCUGGUAGAAAUGGCCACCAUCUGCGCCAUGUGCAAUGACUCCAGUGUCGAUUACAACGAGACCAAACACAUCUACGGAAAAGUUGGUGAAGCCACUGAGACGGCUCUGAUUGUCUUGGCGGAGAAGAUCAACCCCUUCAACACCGAGAAGAACGGCCUUAGCAAGCGCGAUCUGGGUAUUGCCGCCAACCGUAGCAUUCAGGGAAUGUGGAAGAAGGAUUAUACGCUGGAGUUCUCGCGCGACCGCAAGUCCAUGAGCUCGUACUGCUCGCCCACCAAGGGAAGCAAAUUCCCCGGUGGAGGUGGCGCCAAGAUGUUCUGCAAGGGUGCUCCGGAAGGUGUCCUGGGUCGGUGCUUGCACGUCCGUGUCGGCAACACCAAGAUCCCCCUGACUCCGCAGCUGAAGACCAAGAUCUUCGAGAAGACCCGCGAAUACGGUACGGGACGCGAUACGCUGCGUUGUCUGGCCCGGGCCACCGUGGACGAGCCGAUGAAUCCCAGCCAGAUGAACCUGGAGGACUCCACUCUCUUCUACAAAUACGAGACCAACAUGACGCUGGUCGGUGUCGUGGGCAUGUUGGAUCCGCCCCGCAAGGAAGUCUUCGAUGCCAUCCAGAAGUGCCGCGGUGCCGGUAUCCGUGUGAUUGUCAUUACGGGUGAUAACAAGGGAACGGCUGAGGCUAUCUGCCGACGCAUCGGUGUCUUCGGCGAGAACGAAUCCACAGAAGGAAUGUCCUACACCGGUCGUGAAUUCGAUGAUUUGAGCAUCCACGAACAGCAGAAUGCCGUCCUGCGUGCCCGAUUGUUCUCCCGUGUGAAACCGGCCCAUAAGAGUAAGAUCGUGGAAUUUCUGCAGGCGGCUGGUGAAAUCACGGCUUUGAUGGGUGAUGGUGUAAACGAUGCGCCCGCGUUGAAGAAGGCCGAAAUCGGUAUUGCCAUGGGUUCGGGAACGGCGGUGGCCAAGAGCGCUUCUGAGAUGGUGUUGGCCGACGACAACUUCUCGUCCAUUGUAUCCACUGUGGAAGAGGGCCGUGCUAUCUACAACAACAGGAAGCAGUUCAUUCGAUAUCUGAUCUCCUCCAACAUCGGUGAAGUCGUCAGUAUUUUCUUGACGGCCGCUUUGGGUAUGCCGGAAGCCUUGAUUCCCGUGCAGCUUCUGUGGGUCAAUCUGGUGACGGACGGUCUCCCUGCCACCGCCCUGGGCUUCAACGCACCGGAUCUGGACAUCAUGGACAAGCCGCCGCGCAGCUCCAAGGAAAGCCUGAUUUCCGGCUGGUUAUCCUUCCGCUACAUGGCCAUCGGUGGAUAUGUCGGCGCGGGAACAGUGGGUGCGGCUGCCUGGUGGUUCAUGAUUUCGCCCACCGGACCACAAAUGUCUUAUUAUCAGUUGACGCAUCAUUUGGCCUGUGCCAACGAACCCGAGAACUUUCGUGGAAUGGACUGCGAUGUGUUUGAGCAUCCUCACCCGAUGACGAUGGCCUCCAAGGAAGUGUUCGAUUCCAUUCAGAAGUGUCGUGGUGCCGGUAUCCGCGUGAUUGUCAUUACGGGUGAUAACAAGGGAACGGCUGAGACUAUCUGCCGACGCAUCGGUGUCUUAGGCGAGAACAUGUCGGGCAUGUCGGAUCCGCACCGCAAGGAAGUUUUCGCUGCCAUCCAGAAUUGCCGCGGCGCCGGCAUCCCACAAAUGACCUUAGGGGUGACUACGGGAGCCGUUCCGGGUUGUGCUGCAGAACAAGGGACUUCUUCAUCUGAUGAGAAAAGUCCAUCUAGGAAAAGAAAGCGCGGAGGUCGGAAAGACGGCGGUAAUAAAGACGAUAUUCCGAAUUAUUUCAUCACGGAAGGGCAGCGCCAAGCAGGACACCCUGAACGCCUCGUCGCAUUUCGUUUUAACAACCAGGUAUGUGAGCCUUCGUUGGUUCCUCGUCCACAACAUGUGGGCGAUCCGUUGCAGCCGACAGUCGAGCGAUUUUUAACGGCGCUGCAAGCAGAAGGACACCGCAAUACUUUUAUGGGUCUUGCCUUCAAAGUGCAUACGGCGCGGGCUCAGUCGGAGGCGAUCUACCUCAGCCCCCGACCGGAAGUUACCGUGGACGAGCUGGAGACAGCUGUAGACGCUAUUCGAGGGCUCGUUCCGCGAGGGUGCACCGUUAGCUGGGCUACUCCUACUGAGGAGGAAGGCGCAGCCGCUCUCGAGGCCGGCUUUUCUCUUGAUUAAUAAAGAUUCGUUUCGGAGCCUUCCGACAGCGAUUGUCCAUUCAGAUUCAAAGAGGGAAUGCGCCAUUCGUUAUGGGCACCCUGCCGGACUCCGACGCCAUAUGCGAAAUGUGCUUAUUCUAACUCAUGAGUGUUAUUUCCGGAUUAUCGAGUUUUGUUCCUUUUAAUUACUCUAUAUUCACUAUUGCUUUUCAUCACGAUUUGCUUAUUUUGUCUCUGACAAUUCGUCUGCAUUUACGUAUUUGCUGUCACUAGUGCGAAAUCUUCGAUUUUGGCUACUUUAAUUUAAUGUACGCCAAGUUAGCGGUGUGUCAUUUUAAUUUUUUUCCGAUUCGCGGAGCGCAUGUUUUACCAGUUUUUUUGGAAGUUAAUACUGUUUUGACGGAUUUUGCCGGUUCAUAAAAGACAA